Molecule: messenger RNA, 1098 nt
Organism: Daucus carota subsp. sativus
Lineage: Eukaryota; Viridiplantae; Streptophyta; Magnoliopsida; Apiales; Apiaceae
Product: B3 domain-containing protein LOC_Os12g40080
Exons: 4
Coding region: 1-1098 (365 amino acids)
Molecular function (GO): DNA binding
Source: RefSeq, a predicted model, not a curated record
AUGUCGAAAUAUAUUGAGUUAUUAGAUGUAGGUGCUAGAAUAGUUGCAAGAUCAUUCUCUCACUGCCCUCAGACGGCGCGUAUGUACUACCACCCUCCGGCGGACACUCACGACCGCCACCUGCAUGGCGGUGUCGUUGGCGGAACGGGAGAAGUUUCGGGGCAGGUUGGACGGCAUGGCGGGUCUAAGGGUUGCAUGAACAUGGAUGCAGCUCAUGUCGUUCUGUACACGGUUGUUGGCAUGGGAAGAAGGCCACCAGAAAGAAAGCCUGCGUUCUCGAAGAUUCUUGUCAAAGAUUUCUCCAAGAAGCUGAUGAUACCGUCCAAGUUUGUGAGCCUUCAUCGCGGAACUUUGGCUAGAAAAUGCGUGCUAAGGCCUACCGGUACGCAAGAUGCGUGGCGUGUGAAAACCAAACAGAUCAAUGAUUCUUUGUAUUUCAAGAAAGGCUGGAAGAAGUUUGCACGACAUUACUCCUUAGGCUUUGGUGACUUGUUGGUUUUUCGGUAUGCUCAAGAUUGCGAGUUUUAUGUGGACAUGUUUGAUCAAUCUUGCUGUCUUAAGGAACUAGCUGUUACUUCCCACAAUGUCAAGUCAAGGAAGCACAGCCACUUGGAGGAAGCAAAUCCUGGAGAAAAAGAAGCUCUUGACAAAGCGGAAAAGUUGAUGUCAAGCUCAAAGUUCCCUGCAUUCCUAAAGAUUAUGCAGUGGGCUUACGUGAGGCCUGGCGGAUAUUUGGUAAGGCCUGCACCUCAGCUAACCAUGUUGAUUGAAAGAGAAAUAGUGGAUUACCACUUUACAGUUUAUGGUACUCUGUUUAAGUACAUUUGUAACAGCUUUGGUACUCUGUUCAUGCAGCCUCUGACAACAGAUUUUGCUAGAAAGUAUUUUAAGGACAGCACAAGGGAAGUGAAGAUUGAGGUAUCAGGCAAGACAUGGACAGCUGGGGUAAGGAAAGAUUGCGCUACAUAUAGGUUGACGAGAUGCUGGAGUUACUUGGUAACAGAACAAGCUCUUAAAGUUGGUGAUGUAUGCGCUUUUGAACUUAUCAAUACCGAAGAUUAUACACUCAAGCUUACAAUUUUCAGCAGUACCAGUUAA